Portunus trituberculatus (swimming crab) is the source of this 2566-nucleotide messenger RNA. RefSeq names its product adhesive plaque matrix protein-like. The transcript has 3 exons. The record is from RefSeq and is a predicted model, not a curated record. The coding region runs from base 65 to 2566 and encodes 833 amino acids. Gene Ontology annotation, cellular component: extracellular matrix. NCBI's taxonomy places the organism in Eukaryota, Metazoa, Arthropoda, Malacostraca, Decapoda, Portunidae.
GGUUCCUGGUAUUGCCUAUGUAUAUAUACAUCAGACACUGAAACCUUCUGCAGAAAAUGCUAACAUGUCGUACAAGAUCUUGAUGGUGGCUGCCGUGGCGGUGCUCGGGCUGGCUGAUGAUGUUUUACACGAGCGGCACUCUUCACAUCAACACUACCAUUCUGGCUCCGCUUCCAACGAGUCUGAUUACCACACCGGUUCCUCCUACCACGAUGCAUAUCACCAUUCUAGUUCUUCCUACCACGAUUCAGAAUAUAGCAAGAAACCGGACUACAACUUCCACUACAGAGUGAAGGACAAAUACUACAACGACUUCGGCCACUGGGAGGAGCGCAAAGGCUACACCACGAAGGGCUGGUACGAUGUGGUGCUGCCUGACUAUCGCAGACAAGAGGUGCAUUACAUCGUAGACGGCAAGAAAGGCUACAAAGCCACGGUCACCUACACCCCCGUGAAGAAAGACAAGCAUCACAAGGGCGGCCACGGCCAUGGCUCCUACAAAGGUGACCCACAUAAGCGUGGCUCAUACGAAGAUGACCCAUACAAGCCUGGCUCAUACGAACAUGACUCAUACAAGCAUAGCUCAUACGAAGAUGACCAAUACAAGCAUCAUGGCAAAUACGAGGAUGGACCAUACAAGCCUGGCUCAUACGAUGAUGGACCACACAAGCACGGCUCACACGAACAUGGACCAUACAAUCCUGGCUCAUACGAACAUGGACCAUACAAUCCUGGCUCAUACGAACAUGGACCAUACAAGCCCGGCUCAUACAAGGAUGGACCACACAAGCCUGGCUUAUACGAAAAUGGACCAUACAAGCCUGGUUCAUACGAGGAUGGACCAAAUAAGCCUAGUUCAUACGAGGAUGGACCAUACAGGCCUAGUUCAUACGAAGAUGGACCAUACAAGCCUGGUUCAUACGAGGAUGGACCAUACAGGCCUAGUUCAUACGAGGAUGGACCAUAUAAGCCUAGUUCAUACGAUGAUGAACCAUACAAGCCUGGUUCAUACGAGGAUGGACCAUACAGGAGUGGCUCAUACGAGGAUGGACCAUACAAGCCCGGCCCAUACGAGGAUGGACCAUACAAGCCAGGUUCAUAUGAGGAUGGACCAUACAAGCCUAGUUCAUAUAAGGAUGGACCAUACAAGCCUAGUUCAUAUAAGGAUGGACCAUACAAAACAGGCUCAUACGAGGAUGGACCAUACAAGCAUAGUUCAUACGAGGAUGGGCCAUACAAGAUAGGCUCAUACGAUGAUGGACCAUACAAGCCUGGCUCAUACGAGGAUGGACCAUACAAGCACGGGUCAUAUGAGGAUGGACCAUACAAACUUGGCUCAUACGAGGAUGGACCAUACAAGCACGGUUCAUAUGAGGAUUCAUACGAGGAUGGACCAUACAAGCCUAGUUCAUACGAGGAUGGACCAUACAAGACAGGCUCAUACGAAGAUGACCAAUACAAGCAUCAUGGCAAAUACGAGGAUGGACCAUACAAGCCUGGCUCAUACGAUGAUGGACCACACAAGCACGGCUCAUACGAACAUGGACCAUACAAUCCUGGCUCAUACGAACAUGGACCAUACAAUCCUGGCUCAUACGAACAUGGACCAUACAAGCCCGGCUCAUACAAGGAUGGACCACACAAGCCUGGCUUAUACGAAAAUGGACCAUACAAGCCUGGCUCAUACGAGGAUGGACCAAAUAAGCCUAGUUCAUACGAGGAUGGACCAUACAGGCCUAGUUCAUACGAAGAUGGACCAUACAAGCCUGGUUCAUACGAGGAUGGACCAUACAGGCCUAGUUCAUACGAGGAUGGACCAUAUAAGCCUAGUUCAUACGAGGAUGGACCAUACAAGCCUAGUUCAUAUGAGGAUGGACCAUACAAGCCUAGUUCAUAUGAGGAUGGACCAUACAAGCACGGCUCAUACGAGGAUAGACCAUACAAACCAGGAUCAUACGGAGAUGAUCCAUACAAACAUGGUUCCAAUAAACAUGACACAUAUAAAGCAAGCUCCCACGAAGAUGAUCCUUACAAAUCCACACCAUAUGAAGAUGACCCGUACAAGCCAACCUCAUACGAUGGUGGCCCGUACAAGCCUGAUUCAUACAAGGAUGAUCCAUACAAGGAUGAAUCAUACAAAGAUGACCCGCAUAAGGAUGAAUCCUACAAAGAUGAUCCACACAAGCGAGGAUCUUAUGAAUAUGAUCCAUACAAGCAAAGUUCUUACGAAGAUGAUCCACAUAAAUAUGACUCCAAUAACUAUGACCCUUACAAGCCCAGACCAUACGAAGAUGACCCAUACAAACAUGGCUCCUACGAAGAUGACCCAUUCAAACGUGGCUCAUACGAAAAUGACUCAAAGUACAAAGAAGACUACCGCGAAUAUGAGCCAAUCUUCUACACCUCAAGGCCUCAAUCGAAGGAAGUUUCCAGUGAAUAUGAAUCUGUGUACAAGCCAAGACCAUACAAUCCUGUCUCUUAUGACUAUAAACCACAGUAUAAGCCAGACCCAUACAGCCGUGAACACAACCCACUGUAUAUUCCCAUUCACUCGUAUGAGAGGUGA